This is a messenger RNA of Aspergillus niger, 375 nucleotides long. RefSeq lists its product as uncharacterized. Bases 1 to 375 code for a protein of 124 amino acids. NCBI's taxonomy places the organism in Eukaryota, Fungi, Ascomycota, Eurotiomycetes, Eurotiales, Aspergillaceae. The record is from RefSeq and is a predicted model, not a curated record. The transcript is spliced from 2 exons.
AUGCGUUGGUUCAGCCCUGCCGUGCAAUCCAAGGGCGCCAUACACGAGUAUUCGAAUUUCCUUCCUCGCUUAGGCCACAAGUUAAUGUCAUGCCUGAGGUUAAAUGAUGCAGAUGACAAGAGAACUGAGGUCACUUCAUUACAACCUCGUUACCGCUCGGCUAGUAUUGAUAUUUCAUCCGCAUCACGUCUAGAUCAUAGCAUUACUCUGGGGCCCACACUGGUCGCGGGAAAUUUCAUUCCAAACGCAAUCUUCGGUACCUUCAAUCUACGAGCAGAAAGUGUCUACCUGGACGGUUCUCGUCUGUCUCCUCCGUUCGUGGCUACUAUUUAUCUUGCUUCGGUUCAGUUCAAACUUAUUGGGUCUAUUCCAUAG